AUGGACGGCAUUGCAUCAGCCGUGGUGCUGCCUGAUCAGGAUGUCGAUUCCCCACCGCCUACCGCAGCCUCUCCGACUGGUACCAAAAGGCGACAAUCCUCUAUAUCCGAGCAAGAUGCCAAACGAGUACGACUGAACGGCAAUGGAUCGCCUACGGAUCGCCGCGAAUCUGUCAGCAGCACCAAGGCUGCCGCAACUGCACCCAAGGGCCGAGAGCGCGGGCGCGAGAGGCGACUCUUCGGCGCGGCGCUGGGUGCUCUCUCUCAGAACUCUGCGACCACAGGACAGAAACGCCGACUCGAAAUCGAGAAGAGACAACGGGCGCAACGCAAGCUAGAGGAGGAAGAGAGCGAGCACAGAAAGCAGGAGCGCCAGGCCAAGCGUAAAGCGCAGCGCUGGAGAGAGCACAGGCGCUUCGAGAAGGACUCGUUACGUAUACGGCACGACAACCUGCUUGCCAUGGCACACUUCCUCCACACCAGGACCGAGCCACGACUGUAUUACAAGCCAUGGGAGACCACACCGGAAGAGGAUGAACGCAUCCGCGACCAGAUCGCCGAAGCACACGAUAUUGUUCAACGAGAGCGCGAGGACUUCGAAGCUAAGCAACGGCAGUAUGCUGGACGGGAGCGGGACGCGAACCGCGAUAUGCAUAUGGAUGGCGACGCAGAAGACACCCGUUCUGGUAAGGAGUAUAGUGAAAAGGCGCCCGCAGAGCCAGCCGCGGCCAAUGGCCACCCUACUAACGGCAGCGAAACGUCCAAAAACCCGGAACAGAACGGUGAUCAUGCACAAACUCGCGAGGGCGGGGUGACCUCUCUUGAGCAAGACUCUACUACUGGCCACGAACGGUCUACUGACGACACAUACAAGGAAGCCAUGGAUGAUCACGGAGAAGAAGUCGUCGAAGCCGCGGAGGAUACGGUCAUGUACUGA
Molecule: messenger RNA, 936 nt
Organism: Paraphaeosphaeria sporulosa
Lineage: Eukaryota; Fungi; Ascomycota; Dothideomycetes; Pleosporales; Didymosphaeriaceae
Exons: 3
Coding region: 1-936 (311 amino acids)
Cellular component (GO): catalytic step 2 spliceosome
Source: RefSeq, a predicted model, not a curated record